CCUUUUCCUCCUGCCCCUCCCCGCCGGUCUCGCGCCUUUCAUUUGCCGGCUGCGCCGCUCGCGUGACGCCGCAGUUGCUGCCGCCGUUUUUUUCCUCUCUCCUCAGGCGCCUCUCGCUCUCUCUCGCUUCUUUUCUCUCUCGCUCUCUCUCGCUUCCCUCACGUCGUCUCCAUGGCCAACUACAUCCACGUCCCGUCGGGCUCCCCUGAGGUACCCAAGCUGGACAUCUUCGUCAGCGAGAGGGACCCUUCGGGCGGCGGCAACCCGGGUUACCGCUACGGAGCCCUGGAGCUGCUUCGCCGGCUUAGGCCCGGUUGGAAGCCCGAGGAGGUGACGUUGAAGAUAUUUACAGAUGGAAUCACAAAUAAACUCAUUGGCUGUUACGUGGAUGAAAAAAUGGAUGAUGUUGUCCUUGUUAGAAUUUACGGGAAUAAGACGGAACUCCUAGUUGAUCGAGAAGAGGAAGUGAAGAGCUUCCGUGUGCUGCAGGCCCAUGGUUGUGCACCCCAACUUUACUGCACCUUCAGCAAUGGCCUGUGCUAUGAGUUCAUGCAAGGAGAAGCUCUGGAUCCAGAACAUGUUUGCAACCCAGAGAUAUUUCGACUGAUAGCAAGACAACUUGCUAAAAUACAUGCUAUUCAUGCGCACAAUGGAUGGAUACCCAAGUCAAACUUAUGGAUAAAGAUGGGAAAGUACUUCUCUCUUACACCAACAGAAUUUGCAGAUGAGGAGUUGCAUAAGAGGUUUCUACAAGAUGUGCCAAGUCGUCAAAUUCUACAGGAUGAAAUGGCAUGGAUGAAGGAGAGACUCUCUAACCUAGGUUCACCAGUGGUACUUUGUCAUAAUGAUCUUUUGUGUAAAAAUAUCAUCUACAAUGGAAAACAAGGUGAUGUUCAGUUCAUUGACUACGAGUACUGUGGAUAUAAUUACCUGGCUUAUGAUAUUGGGAACCACUUCAAUGAGUUUGCAGGAGUGAGUGAGGUUGACUAUAACCUCUAUCCAAGCAGAAAGCUGCAAAGACAGUGGUUGAGAUCUUACUUGGAAGCUUACAAGGAAUGUAAAGGCUUUGGAAGAGAUGUCACUGAAAAAGAGGUUGAGGUACUUUACGUCCAAGUGAACCAGUUUGCUCUGGCCUCUCAUUUCUUCUGGGGAUUGUGGGCCCUAAUUCAAGCCAAAUACUCCACUAUUGACUUUGAUUUUCUAGGGUAUGCAGUUGUUCGCUUCAAUCAGUACUUCAAAAUGAAGAAUGAAGUAAUGGCAUUAAAACUUCCUGAGUAGAAUUUGAGAACUUGGUUACCCGCCUGUUGAGAAGAUUCCUUACUGUUUUUGUCAUGAGUACAUAAUAGGAAAAGCUCUACAUUUGUAUUAUUCCUUCCUUCUUCUUUUUUUGUUUUUCAUUGUCUCUAAAUAACAAUCUUUCAAUGGUAAACUUCAAAUGAAGGUCUUUUCUGAUAUUGUGGAAGGAUUAUAAGCUAAUGGAUUUCUGAAACACAAGGAGAGCAAAUUUAAUCCUUUUUCUUGUAUUUUUUUUUAAUGUGAGACGUGAAUUAUUUAUUAUGAGUUUAACAUUCCAUUGCUGCUGUUUAUCGGUCCUCCUUAAGGGAGCGGGGACAGGUGAAUAUCCUGUAAAAAAAUUUUACAUCUCAAAUUGGUACAGCAUUCAGUUGUUUAACUGGGA
Messenger RNA from Thamnophis elegans (Western terrestrial garter snake), 1678 nucleotides. It is a transcript of the gene ETNK1, whose product is annotated as ethanolamine kinase 1. The transcript has 8 exons. The record is from RefSeq and is a predicted model, not a curated record. Lineage: Eukaryota; Metazoa; Chordata; Lepidosauria; Squamata; Natricidae. Gene Ontology annotation, biological process: phosphatidylethanolamine biosynthetic process. Gene Ontology annotation, cellular component: cytoplasm. Gene Ontology annotation, molecular function: ethanolamine kinase activity. The coding region runs from base 172 to 1278 and encodes 368 amino acids.